AUGGAAGCGGGCGAGUUGGUACCUCUUGUGAGAAAUUGUCUUGGAUCUGAUCAAAGAGGCAAUGUAAAAGAAGUUGCCAAGGGCUCCAAAGGGUUCCUUAUAGAUGGCUAUCCUCGAGAGGUGAAGCAAGGAGAGCAGUUUGAGAACGAGAUCCAAGAGGCAAAAUCUGUUAUCUAUUUCGAUGUUCCAGAGGAUAUUCUGGUUAAACGCCUUCUACAUCGAGCCAAGACAAGUGGACGUGCUGAUGACAACAUGGAUACGAUCAAAAAGCGCUUGAAGACCUUUACGACUGCAACUGCUCCAGUGGUCGAUUACUACGAAAAGAAGAAGAAGCUCAUCAGGAUCGAUGCUCAAGGCACCAUCGACGAAAUAUUUGCAGUGGUUCAGCAACAUCUGGACAAAUUAAUACCUUCGGAAAAAGUAACCGUGGAAAGGAAGCACAUCGACUUGACUCCACUGAAGAAGGCCAAGGUCCCCAUUUUCUUCAUCGUGGUCCUGUUUGGGAAAGGAACACAGUGUGAAAAGAUCGUGGCCAAGUACAAAUUAUCUCAUCUAUCGUCGGGAGAUCUUCUAAGGGAUGAGGUCAAAUCAGGCUCGCCAAGAGGAGCUCAGCUCACUAAAAUAAUGGAAGCGGGGGAGUUGGUGCCUCUUGAAAUUGUCUUGGAUCUGAUCAAAGAGGCAAUGCUAAAAGAAGUUGCCAAGGGUUCCAAAGGGUUCCUCAUAGAUGGCUAUCCUCGAGAGGUGAAGCAAGGAGAGCAGUUUGAGAACGAGGUCGGUACCUUGAAGAAAUUGCGGCUAUCUCGUCGUUUUCAAUUCCUAUUACAUUUUAGAUCCAAGAAGCGAAAUCUGUUAUCUAUUUCGAAUGUUCCAGAAGAUAUUCUGGUUAAACGACUUCUACAUCGGGCCAAGACGAGUGGACGUGCUGACGACAACAUGGAUACGAUCAAGAAGCGUCUGAAGACCUUCACAACUGCCACGGCUCCAGUGGUCGAUUACUACGAAAAGAAGAAGAAGCUCAUUAAGGAUCGAUGCUCAAGGCACCAUCGACGAAAUAUUUGCAGUGGUUCAGCAACAUCUGGACAAAUUAAUACC
Molecule: messenger RNA, 1092 nt
Organism: Ostertagia ostertagi
Lineage: Eukaryota; Metazoa; Nematoda; Chromadorea; Rhabditida; Trichostrongylidae
Source: the annotation of a GenBank genome assembly